GCAGCCUCUGGGGUUCAGUUACCGCAUGGUUGUUGCCUUUUGCUUUUGCAAAUCCAGGUCCAAUACCGUCUUCAAGUCCGCUAUCACCAUUAGAUCCCGAGAAUAUUCAGCAUUCAGCAUGAGGGACAUGGCCAACGCAGGAGAACGGGUCCGAUCUUCGGCAGUGGUGGCACCUUCAGAUCUGUCUCCGAAAUCGGCCCCUGCGCCGGUCGCUGCCGAGCCCGGAGCCGGCGCCUUCAUCGCUCAAGACGUCGGACAUCACCAGCGGCCCUCGACAGCGGCGUGUUCCAGGACUCCUUCUCCCGUACCAGCCGCCAGCCAGGCCAUAGACACAGAGCCAGGCCUGCUCGCCUGGCUCUGUGUUCUCGGCGCCUGGCUCUUCUUGCUGCCAACCUAUGGAUUAAUGAUGGCAAUCGGCGUUAUCCAAUCCUACCUUCAGCUACACCAGCUGAGCGCCUAUUCGGCCCGCGACAUCGGUUGGAUCUCGGGCAUGAUCACCUUCCUGGCCCUGCUUCUGGGCAUCCAGGUCGGGCCCGUUCUCGACGUCUACGGCUCCCGCCACCUCGCUCCCGCUUCUGCCGUCCUUGUGACCGCCAUGUUCUUCCUGCUGGCCGAGUGCGAGGCCUACUGGCACUUUAUGCUCUGCCUGGGCGUCCUGGGCGGCGUCGGCGGCGCCCUGGCGUCCACCGUCGCCAUGUCGUGCGUCGCCAAGCUGUUUGUGCACCGCAGGGGCCUCGUCGUCGGCAUCGCCAUGAGCGGCUCCUCCGUUGGUGCCAUCGUCAUCCCACUCCUCCUCCGCCAGCUGUUCCCCGCCGUCGGCUGGACCUGGUCCAUCAGAGCGCUGGCCUUCUUUGUUGCCGGCAUCAUGGGCCUCGGGGUUUUGUGCCUCAUGCCCUAUCAACGCUUGAUUGUCAUCUCUGCUGCUUCCUCACUGGUCAGCAGCAACCAGGACGCCACCGCUCUACCGAUGCAUGUUCCCGGCCAAGGCCCGGAUACCGCCCGCACGGGAAUUGAACAGCUCGGCCUUGAGGCGGGGCAGGUUGAUGGAAACCGGCGAGGAACUAACCCUGCCAGUCCUGCUCCCCACAGUCUGCAGAAACGAUCGGCCGUGCUGAACUUCUCCGCCUUCAACUCCCCGUCCUUCUCGCUCAUCACCGCGGCCCUCUUCCUCAUCGAGUUCGUCGUCUACGGCAUCAGCGGCCUGCUCCCUACGUAUGCCAUCGUGGCCGGCUUUAGCCCCCAGACUGGCUAUGCCCUGGUGGCGCUCGCGAACGGAUGCGGAUGCUUGGGCCGCAUCAUCCCGGGCAUAUGCGGUGACCACUUUGGGCACUUCAACGUGCUGCUCGUCACCAUCGGGCUUACCUUGCUGUUCAUGGCCACCAUCUUUGUUCCCUUUGCAUCUCGAUCGCUCGAGGCCCUGUAUGCCUUUGCCGCCCUCUGGGGGUUCGGGUCGGGGUCGUUCCUAGCACUCACUCCAGUAUGCAUGGGCAAGACAUGCGACCCCAAGGAUUACGGACGUUACUUUGGCACCAUGAACUUUGUUGUCAGCUUCUCGCUCCUCAUCUGCGUGCCCAUCGGGGGUCACAUGCUGGAGGUGAUGGGACCAACGGCUCUUUCCGGGUUUUAUCUAGCUAUUGUCUUCUUGGCUGGCGCGUGCUUCUUUGGCGCCAGAGCGCUACUGGCUGGCAGUCUGACGAACUUUGGGGAAAGGAUCUGAAUCCGGGCAUCACAUCCAGCUUGCUCCUCAAUGGUUACAGGACAUCUAUUACAUGUCAAUUUGUCAUGCUCGUGUUCGCAAUGCAGUGGACACCACACUCAACCUUGGUUUCAGUUGACCAUAAAUCCAUAUCCAUCUUCAAGAUUUGUC
Messenger RNA from Gaeumannomyces tritici R3-111a-1, 1867 nucleotides. RefSeq lists its product as hypothetical. Gene Ontology annotation, molecular function: transmembrane transporter activity. The record is from RefSeq and is a predicted model, not a curated record. Gene Ontology annotation, cellular component: fungal-type vacuole membrane. Gene Ontology annotation, biological process: transmembrane transport. Bases 26 to 1717 code for a protein of 563 amino acids. Lineage: Eukaryota; Fungi; Ascomycota; Sordariomycetes; Magnaporthales; Magnaporthaceae. The transcript is spliced from 4 exons.